AUUCUUCAAGUCUUUCGACUUUCAUGAGUCUGUCUUUCUUCCUCCUCGAAAGUUCCAUUUCAACCAUUCAUUCACCCACGGAAAAAGACACUGUAGUGAAGCCUUUGUGAUACUGCUUUCCUAUGCCUGGAGGAUGAGGGUAUUGAAGCCCCAGCUCGGGUGGUCCAGUUCACUGGUUUAAUUUCCUCCUCUUGUGGGAUACUUGUGUGUUGUGUACAAGUCAAAAAUGUGUGUUUUCUAACUCAUUCUACCAAAUUACACCAAAAUAUAGCCUUUUUCUCUUAACUUGCAAGGGAUUAUCAAAGAUUAGAGAACAUUAGAGAUCAUCAAAAUGAGCAGUCUUUUGUUUGUUCAAUUUUAUGUUUGCUUUUGUUGUUUAUUAUCGAAAACCUCUGCUUUAACUGAUACUAUCACUCCAACCUUAUCUCUUAGUGACGGCAAGACCUUAGUUUCAAAACAUGGAAAAUUUGAACUGGGUUUUUUCAGUCCAGGCAGUUCCAAGAACCGGUACUUGGGAAUUUGGUACAAGAAUAUCCGAGUUACAACUGUUGUUUGGGUGGCCAACAGAGAAAGACCAAUUAAAGAUCUCUCCGGCACAUUCAUGGUCAACAGCUCGGGCAAUCUUCUUCUUGUCAAUAGCCCUAAUGGUGUUGUUUGGUCAUCAAAUUCAUCGGGACAAGUCCAGAAUCCAGUCACACAGCUUUUAGAUUCUGGAAAUCUUGUCAUUAAAGAAGAGAAAGAUGUAAAUUCAGAAGCAUAUGUGUGGCAGAGCUUUGAUUAUCCAUGUGAUACAUUGUUACCAGGUAUGAAGCUUGGAUGGGACUUAAAGGUUGGUCUGAACAGGCGGCUAUCUUCAUGGAAGAAUUCCGAAGACCCUUCACCUGGAGACCUAACUUUAGGCAUAGAACUUCAUGAAUAUCCUGAGGGAGUCAUCCGGAAGGGCUCAACAAAGUACUUUCGAACUGGCCCCUGGAAUGGCAUUCGAAUUAGUGGCACACCUAACUUAAAGUCCAAUUCCUUGUAUUCAUUAAAUUUUAUCUCUAAUGAGGAGGAGGUGUACUACACCUAUCAGUUCUAUAAUGAAUCUAUAAUCGGAAGCCUUGUUUUGAACCAAACCACCUCCUUGGUGGAGCGCCAUAUAUGGUUGGAAGCUGAACAGAUCUGGAAGACUGUUUCAUCAAGACCGCAAGACUAUUGUGACGAUUAUGGUGCUUGUGGCGCCAACGGAUUAUGCAACAUCCUUGCCACACCUGUUUGCCAAUGUUUGAUAGGAUUCAAGCCAAAAUCACCGGACAGAUGGAAGUCGAUUGACACGUCACAGGGAUGCAUACGCAAUAAGCCUUUGGACUGCAAAAGUACGGAAGGCUUUAAUAAAUUUGUAAACUUAAAAUUGCCAGAUACUACUAAUAGUUGGGUGAACAAAAGUAUGAACCUUAGUGAAUGCAGGGAGAAGUGCUUAAACGAUUGCUCUUGCAUGGCUUAUACAAAUUCGGAUAUUAGAGGAACUGGUAGUGGUUGUGCACUAUGGUUUGGUGAUCUGAUUGAUAUCAGACAGUUCCCCACUGACGGAGGCGAUCUAUAUAUAAGAAUGUCUGCUUCAAGCUUAGGUAUCUGUCUUUCUUUUAUUUUUUCUGCUCUUUCAUGUGCUUUUUUAUUUUUUCUGCGUAAAUGUGACUGUUUGCUUCCAGAAGGGACAAAGAAUGGGACUACAGGGAAGUCGGAUCCUGGAGAGGCAAAAGAUGGUACCAAAUGGAUCAUACCAGUUACUGUUGUAGUCCCCAUUGCAGUAAUUUCUGGGAUAAUUCUUGUCAUCUAUUACAAUUGGAAGGGCAGGACAACAACAAAAGGUAAAAUCUUAAACUACUAA
Molecule: messenger RNA, 1867 nt
Organism: Ilex paraguariensis (yerba mate)
Lineage: Eukaryota; Viridiplantae; Streptophyta; Magnoliopsida; Aquifoliales; Aquifoliaceae
Source: the annotation of a GenBank genome assembly